Molecule: messenger RNA, 2751 nt
Organism: Paraglomus occultum
Lineage: Eukaryota; Fungi; Glomeromycota; Glomeromycetes; Paraglomerales; Paraglomeraceae
Source: the annotation of a GenBank genome assembly
AUGACAUCAAAUAAUGGCCAAGAUAGCUCGAAACAGAACAGAAGUUCUAUUGAGAAAUUGCGAGUCUUGAAUAAAGCCAAAGAUCAGCUUGAGCGACUUUUAAAUGUUGCCGCAAGUCACAUUCUAGCUACAAACAUCGGCCAGCCGACAGCAAACAUAGAUGCUCAGUGGAUAAAUGAACAUGGUAAGUGGAAUGACCUGACGACGAAGAUGACAAGGAUCGGCUGCUCCCCAUUUACCACUCAGCUUCCAAGAAGGCUAGUAAAUGCAGAUGCAGGCAAACGUCCUGGAACGGUCUUGGUUUCCCAACAAACUUCAUCGACAAGUAAUCCACAAGUUAAUACCGGAAUGCGCAAGAAUUUUGCCAAGAAAUCAAUGAUACCAAAGUCCGAUGAUUUAGAAAAUAACAAAGAAACAAAGUUUUUUGCAAAGAAAUCCAUGAUACCAAAAGAAACACUUGAUUCAACUCAAGCAGAAUCAUCCUUUUCUGGAUCUAUGGGAACGUCAAAACUACUGAGCGUAGAAAUAGACGAAAAUAAGCAUUUAAUGCGAGAAGCUCUAGGGCAGCGACCUUAUAUGGAAAAGCCAAGAGCGCCGGUGACACCGAUAUAUGCUACAUUUAGUGUGGAGAAUUGGAACCCAGUUAAUUUCGAGUUUAUUGCUGAGUUACCGGAACAGUUUAUUACUAAACCAAGUAAACAACCUCCAAUAAAUAGACGUAUAGAAGGGUCAAAAAAGACGUCAAAGUCCUGGAUCCCUCCAGUGCACACGGGCUUGCCUGAACAUGCAGAUUGUAAUAGGUCUUCUUCAUUCACAAAUGAGCAUACAACGCCUAAUGACACUAUCGUUCAAAGCAGUUCGACAGCAGGUAUAGCUGCGACCAAUGAUUCUAAUGAACUCCCACCUGCCACUGAUUUGCUAUGUGAAAUAGUCCCUUUAGAGGUCGUUGGCUCAUUGAGGGAGUCUUCUACCAGUAAUGAGCCGCCUGAGAGAUCUAUUUCCCCACAAAAACUGUCACCCUGUAAGGAUGCGCACUUACGGGAAGGAGAUGCGCUUGUUGUUGACGAAGAUAGUCAGACAGAAAUUGGAAGUCAAGACAGUCAUAGAUCAACUGUUGAGAAUUGCGACUAUCAAGGGAGGAACGCGAUGAGUGAAGAUGGUCAUAGUGACAGAAACGACGAUGAUCAUGAUAGUGAAGUCACCAGUUUGGGAGAAAGUGAAGAUAUGGGAGUUGACGUUGAUUCAACAUUAGUGUCCUCUCGUACAGCUUGCGAAGAUGAUUAUUUCGCUGAAGAUAUUGAAGAAAUGAUUAAGCUGGAAUUAAAGGCUACUCAGCAAGAAAUGGAUGAACGUAUUCGAUUGAGAUAUGAACGGAUUUUUGAAAAAUCAGACAAUAAAUGUGCAAGAAAAAAAAUCACAGAUAGUGGUGAUACAGUGCAGAAGACGUUAUUAAGAAGAGAGUUACGUGGUAUAUCGUCUUGUGCCCAAGCACGUCUUGGAAUACAGAGUCUAUUUCAAACAUUACAGUUAGCUUUGGUAUUUCACGAAGCAAGUGGAAGUGUAGUCGACAUUGCAUUCUGCGAAGCCGAACGUAAAACUCGUGUUGCAAUUUGCUGUGCAACAAAUGAUAAUCCAGAUUAUAACACUGAAGGCAACCUGAAAUUUUACGAUCCGACAUCGAGUACAUUGUAUCAUUUCCUUGGCCAUCAUUCGAAAUCUCGGGCUGGUGUUGCUUGCUUUGAUACGGUAACUGAUGCUAAAUUCUCACCUGAUGGAAGAGUAUUGUUGGCUGCAGAUGACAAAGGACAGUGCAUACUAUGGGAUACAUCCUGUGGAAAGUCAACCGGCCAUCUACAUGGAAGCGACAAUUGUCGUGAUAUAAUCAAUCGUGUUGCUGUGCGUGCAACACCCAUCUCAACCCACUACCAAUUUGCCUCUUGUCUAUCAUCGGGCAACGUCAAUCUUUUUGACGUUACCCCUAAACGUAAUUCUUAUAGUCUUCAACGUCGAACCAGUUACGACGAGAAAGACAACCGUGUGGCAAGUGACAUUCUAUUUGGCCGCCAUCGGUGCGCCGAUACUAUAAUUGUGGGAUACAACGGUAAAGGAAAUAAGGGUGGCGGAGUAGUGAGGGUGUGGAAUAUUGAGCGAAGGAAGGUAAUGAAGCAGUUCGCAAAAGCCCAGAGAAGUGUUUCAUGUAUUGCUGUAGCUCGUUCAGGGUCAUUCGGAGUGUGUGGAACUAGUGGGGCUAAUGCCAAAGAAGUAGGAGAUGGUAGGAUAUGGCUGUACGAUCUGCCAGAUAGUGAUCCCAUCGCCUCAGCUGCGACCACCGAAAAAGAUGCGACUUUAGUCUCAAUCAGUCCGAACGAGAGUUAUGUUGCGGUCGGUGGUGCGAACAAUAUUGUAGAAGUAUAUGACACCCGUUUCUUUGACCGAGUUCUCGCCACUCUGCCUCAUGUAAAAUCGUCUAUAGAUGGCGGUGACGGUAUAGAGGCCAUUCAGUGGCCUAGCGGGCACAUGAUAUUAUCUGGAGGCGAAGACGGUGUGAGAAUAUGGGACCUGGCCAAGUCAGGGUCAGAAAUGUUAGUGAAGAGUUUUGAGUGCUUUGAUGGGAAUGUGGGAGCAGUCGCAUUGUCUGAGAAUAUGGAUUUCAUGUGUGUUGGCAGUAGUACUGGGAGUGUAUACGUGUUCACGGUUGAUGAAGAGAAAGCUAUGAAGAUGCGAGAAAGAUUUUCAAUAAUAAGUAGGUGA